This is a messenger RNA of Saccoglossus kowalevskii, 3831 nucleotides long. RefSeq lists its product as uncharacterized. Gene Ontology annotation, molecular function: lipid carrier activity; ATP binding; ABC-type transporter activity. Lineage: Eukaryota; Metazoa; Hemichordata; Enteropneusta; Harrimaniidae. Gene Ontology annotation, biological process: transmembrane transport; lipid transport. The record is from RefSeq and is a predicted model, not a curated record. Gene Ontology annotation, cellular component: membrane; intracellular membrane-bounded organelle.
AUGCCGGAAUUGACUACUGUUGAUUGGGAAGAGUACUGGUACAACCAAGAAAAACUGAAUGAAAACAUAAACAAUACUAUUAAUAAUAUAAUCCAGCAGAUGUCACAGUACAAUACAUCGUUUGACAAUAUGUGGUCAGGAAUGUGGGACUAUGAUUUCAUGGAUCCAUGGCAAAUAGUUGCAGCUACGCUGCGUACAUAUGAAGAGACCCCUGAAUGGUCGUUUUAUGGUCCUAUAUUUAAAAUAUCGCACCUAUUAAUGGAUUCAGUGAAUGCAUUAUUUGAGAUAAUUAGAACUGAUUCUCUCAAUGACUUGGAUAUUGAAGUUGGGAAUAACACCAAAUUAUUUAUUGCCGGAUGUCAGGAAAUGAUGAACUACUUCCCAGACAUUUUACAAGUAGUACUUGAAGCAUUUUAUGAACCAAUGAAGGUUAUGCAAAUUACAUCUCAGUUCGGACUAGAGCUCUUCUGUGAUAAUGAAACAAGAGAUACAAUCUUUGCAUUUCCCUCUUCUAUGAACACUUCCUUCCUCGAUGACUACUUCUGCAAAAUCAACUACACAAAUUUAUUAGAAGAAAAUGGAUAUGAAAUUGGAAUGGAGAUAGGGAAACUGAUGAUGUUGUAUUCCGAUGGGCAAGCUAAUAUAACUGAUACAUUGAUGGACUGGGAAGGUUUCACCAAAACUAUGCAAGAAUUCAAUGACAACAUACAGUUAUUUAAGAAUGAAACUGUGAUGAAGGUGAUGUCAGAGUACAACUGGACGGAAUUAUUUCAUGUGUUGGAGUCAGCUUUGUACAAUUAUGAAAUGAAUUAUGGAGUUGGUACUGAUGGGUUUUUACGAAUCAUAGCUCAGCAAAUGACGAUCAUUGAUGGAACUUUGGGUAAUGACAAUAUGGUAUGGAACAGUGUUAAAACCUCCAUCACUAUGAACCAUAUGGUGUACAAAUACAUUAACACAAAGAUGAAUGGCAUUCUGGAAAAUGGUCUAACAUUGGAAGAGGUAUAUGGAAAUGGAACUCUGUACAUUGAACUAAUGAGACAGACAUCAAAAUUCAUGCCAGAUCUAAUGGAAGUCAUGAUGACGAUGGCUAUGCAACCUGGCAAGAUGGCACUAUUUACUCAGAUGGAAGACUGGAAUACGACACUUUGUGAUUCUGAGAAAUUGCAGGAAAUGUUCAACUUUCCUGUCAGUGUUAAUAUAACCGCUGUGACCAACAUAAUAUGUGACUGGAGUACAUUUGAUUAUUUGGCUGAGGUACUUGAAAAUGAAGAAUUUUCGGAAUUAUAUGUACAGCUUGAAGACCUGUAUUCUCCAAAUGUAACACUGGUUGAGGUGGAUUGGUAUGAUUACUUCAAAACAAUGGAAGAAUACACCAUGAACAUAGAGAGGAUGGCAAACUUCACAGGGCCAUUCUUCCCAUCGUUACCAGUCAUGUCCGUCAAUGAUACGUUGUGGAUGCAAGAUUUAAUGGCAGGAUUACAACUAUCAUCCAUCAACCAAAUUCCAGAAAUGUUGACAGUGAUUGAUUACAUGCUUAGCAACUCAACAUGGUGGCAGGAGCUCUCAAAAUACAUGGAAAUCAGUAAUAUUAUUGUUGAAUCAUUGAAUGAACAUUUGAUGAAACUGAAUGGCUCUUCAGUGGUUUAUCCCAAAGUUGAAAACCUGUUUGCGGAUAGGGAGGAAGUCAUCAAAGUUCUAGAAAGUAAUAAUAUGACCCCCGAGCUCAUGGAGUUUUUCAUGAAUCUACUUGUGUACCCUGAAAAGCUGAUCCAAUUACUUGUUAUACCCGAUCCGUUUGUCACAAUAUGCAAGAGUGGUAUGUUCCAGGAAUUCUUUACCCUCCCUCCAGAAUCAGACCUUAAUAUAACCGUCGUGGAAGACUACAUAUGUGACAUCAAUUUCACAGUUGUUGCCAUGGAGCUCGGCCAGAUGUUUGAAAGUGAUAGAAUCAUGAAUGAGAUACAAGAUAUCUUGGAGUCACCGUAUAAAACAUUUAACUGGACAGAGUAUUUCAUCAAUAACUACAAACUACAAGAAACCAUCCAGAAUUUGUUUGAUUUCCCGCCAACUUUCACCUUUGACCCUGCAUGGAUGAACGCAACAUUUCCUCGAUUGGAAGAAGUGUUAGGUAGUUUCAUGGAGACGAUGAACAACAACCAGACUGCCCCGAUAAACUAUUACUUGGCUGCUAAGAUGUUGGAUGAAAUGGGACCGAUGCUACAAAAUUCCAGUGUCUGGGAAAGCAUCAGACCUAUGCUGGUGACGCUGAACUGGUUGGCGGAAUACAUGAAUGAGAAGUUAGACAACAUGCCAGAUGGCAAUCUCACAUUCGCCGAUAUUUUGCCGGGUAGUAUUGCUGAGUAUGUGGUUAAUGGUAUGAAUGUCCCUCCACAUCUCGUACAGAGUGUUUUAGAGUCAACCGUAAAUCCUGAUAUGUUGCUUGCCUUGGUAAUGGAUGAUGAUCUAUUUCAAACACUUUGUGGCAACGAAACAGUAUUAGAUAACUUGUUUGAAUUUCCAGAAGAGGUCAAUGUGACUGUCUUACGAGAGGCUCUUUGUGCCAUCAAUGAAACCGUUUGGGAAGCUGAAUUAACUAAUGAUCUUAAAAUACAAGAGUUGAUGGCCUUGCUAGAGCCUGGGAACCAGACUCCUUUCAACUGGACAGUAAUGUUCUUCAAUCUUGUUGAACUUGCUCAAAAUAUUGGAGAGGUCAUGCAAGAGCAGAAAACCUUUUUCAUUGGUGAAGAAUGGUUUCAAGACAAUGUUGGUAUUUUAGGAGAGAUGUUUUUGUCUCUGGAUAUGACUGCACUUAGUGCACACAUGGGCAGCAAUGGAAUUCUGGACACCCUAAUGAUGAUGAUUAAUGGUAACGACACUGCAAUAGUUGAAGAUAUUCUCAGAAACAUACAUAUGCAAAGUAGUGUUUUGAAUUUUGUGAAUAACAAGCUGGACGACCUCACUGUGAAUGAUGGUACCUUGAAUCUUGCAAAACUUUUCCCAAAUUCAACCGUAUUUGUGGAGUAUCUCGAACGACAAAUGUCCUUUGGAGAGGAUUUUGUGAAUGCAAUGUUAUUCACACAAGUUAAACCUGAGAAGUUUCUGGAGUUAAUGGAAAUGACCGACAUGGAGAGGAAUGAGAUGUUCUGUGAGCCUGACCUCUACAACGAUUAUUUCAUUGUUCCAGAAUUUGUAAAUAUAACAGUUGUUAUGGAAACAAUGUGUGGAAUCAAUGAAACUGUCUUGUUUAUGGAUCUAUUCAAGGAUAUGGACAUCGCUAGACUUGUUACAGAGCUAACAAGGUAUACUGAGGGACUCAUCGAUUUACAAGAUUUCAAUAUAGCAGAAGUUUUGGCAGAGAAUAAUAACUUUUACACGGUUAUAUCAGACAAAAUUAUGAAGCUUAUUAAUUCUACCGAUGAUGUUUACUUUGGAGAGGCCGACUUGUUAAAUACUGAACCCUGGAAUGUGACAGCCUUGCUUGCCAACUUACAGCGAAUGUCAGAGGGUAGUUCUGGAAUGCAAAUUGAUAUGAUUGGCGACAUCAUGAAUAUGGUUGGACAAGAACUUGGGAACAAUUCCGUAUGGCUGGAAGUACUACGAAACAUUCAUAUUAUGGAGUACUUCCUGGAUCUUACAGACAGGGGCCUCGAUGCCAUGACAGAUGGAGAGUUGGUGUUUGGGAAAUUGCUUGAAAACCAAACAAAGUUAGUCUCAUUGAUGGAAAAUUCACUCGGCCUGUCUCCCGAGAGUGCAAUGGAUCUUCUAUCUGCAUCACUGAAUCCCGAAAAGGUAACUAAAUUUUACAAUUUUGCUGAUUUUCGAAAAUCUUGA